AUGGAAAUUCGCGAUGUCGAGUUUAUGAAACCCACUCACCUCACUCAACCGGAGUUGAAUUAUGAAUUAAGAAUUCGGGGAGUUGUGGCGGCUAGACUGGAUGCCAGUGCUAAACGUAAAAUGUUAAGACGUAGAAUGGACGCGGAUCGGAAUCGUGAUGUACUGUACGUUGACCCUGAUUACGAUUUUCAAAACGAAAAAGAGAUUAUUACGGAAACUUUAGAAAUUUUAGAGGGCCUUAUCGCGGAAUUCGAGGGACCGCAAACCGACUCUUCUUUUCAAAGGAUACGAUCUCGUUUAAUUUACAUUUCCAAUCGCAUUUGUAGAUUGACAAUUCCCGUGGUUGAUGUCGAUGCGGAGGUCACUCACGCUAAACAAGAUUUCUAUGCUAAAUAUUUGGAGUUGGAGGCCAAUCUUUUUGAAAAAGCCGAAAACCAUCAACAACAAAAUGGACUUCUCAACCAAACUCUGAAUAAAACUGUUAUUCCUAACACACCCCCUAUCAUUACACCCGUAAAAACCGAAAUAGAAAUUAUCGCACAAAAACGAAGUAACUGGCUAGCCUGGGCAGGUUUAGGCCUAAUGUCCGUCCAAUUUGGAAUCCUGGCCCGACUAACCUGGUGGGAAUACUCGUGGGAUAUUAUGGAACCCGUAACUUAUUUUGUCACUUAUGGAACUGCCAUGGCUGCGUAUGCUUAUUUCGUACUCACAAAAGAGGAAUAUGUCUUGAAUGACGUCAGGAAUCGACAACACCUCAUAAUGAUGCACAAAAAAGCGAAAAAGACUGGCGUAGAUCUCACUAAGUACAACCAAUUGAAAGCGGAAAUUUACAAAAGAGAAAAUACUUUGAAAAAACUCAGGAAUCCUUUGAAAUUGCAUUUGCCCAAAAACGUAACUGUUUCAAAUAUUGCUAGCGACGGACAACCGGAUAAUAACACCAUUGAACCUGUUCCUGAAGUGAAAACCCCCUCCGAAGAAAAAGUUAUGGGAAAUGAGGCUAAGCCUACCCAAGAAAAAAUUAUUAAGGAAAGUGAUGUUAAACAAUGA
Molecule: messenger RNA, 1047 nt
Organism: Ceutorhynchus assimilis (cabbage seed weevil)
Lineage: Eukaryota; Metazoa; Arthropoda; Insecta; Coleoptera; Curculionidae
Source: the annotation of a GenBank genome assembly